Messenger RNA from Hemicordylus capensis (graceful crag lizard), 2244 nucleotides. RefSeq names its product zinc finger protein RFP-like. The transcript is spliced from 7 exons. Lineage: Eukaryota; Metazoa; Chordata; Lepidosauria; Squamata; Cordylidae. Gene Ontology annotation, molecular function: zinc ion binding; protein binding. The record is from RefSeq and is a predicted model, not a curated record. Bases 113 to 1558 code for a protein of 481 amino acids.
UCAGCUGUGGAGAUGUCCAUCAGCAGAUUACCAGGAAGGGCAACACCCAUUCGCUAGCUGAAAAGGGGAAAAACUAAAGUAAAACCUGUGAGGUUUUCAGUGUGAGGCUACCAUGGCAGCUGUGGGUGUGGUCAGGGAGCUCUGUGAGGAAGCCACUUGUUCCAUCUGCUUGGAGUAUUUCAAGGACCCAGUGACCAUUGUGGAGUGUGGGCACAAUUUCUGCCGAGCUUGCCUGACCCAGUGCUGGGGGGAGCCGGACAAAGAGAUUUCUUGCCCUCUGUGCAGAAAAACUGUUCAGCAAAGGAAGUUCAUCCCAAAUCGGCAACUGAAAAGUGUUGUAGAGAUAGCCAAGAAACUCAGUCUCCAGGGAGGAAACAAGACCGAAGGAGGGGAGAAAGUCUGUGAGAAACACCGGGAGCCCCUGAAACUCUUCUGCAAAGAACACGAAGGUCCCAUUUGUCUGGUGUGUGAUAGAUCCAAGGAGCAUGAAAACCACACGGUGAUUCCUCUGGAGGAUGCUCACAAAAAGUACAAGGAUCAGAUCUGCAGCCUCCUAAAGACUUUGAGGAAGAAAGAGGAAAAAAUGCUGACGUAUAAAGCAGACGUAGAAAAGGAAAGCCAGGAUCUGCUUGAGCAAACCAAAGCAGACAAGCAGAAGACAAGGGCUGAGUUCAGACAACUGCACCAGUUUCUGGAAGAGCAAGAGAAACAUUUGCUGGUCCAGAUGGAAGAGCUGGAGAAGGAGAUUGCAAUCAAAAGGGAGGAGCACCUGGCCACACUCUCCAAGGAGCUCUCCUCCUUGGCAAGUUUCAUUCAAGAGAUGGAGGAGAAAUGUCAGCAGCCAGCGAGUGAACUACUGCAGGAUGUUAGAAGAACCUUGGAGAGGUGUGAAAAGGAGAAGACAUAUAAGACGACUCCAGUGGCUUUUCCUCCUGCCCUGAAGUGGAGGAUCUGGGACUUCUCUGACAUAAGCGCCUUUCUGGAGGCUGUGAUGAAGCAGUUCAAAGACACUCUGGUAUCUGGACUUCCCCUGCAGAAAGCAAAUGUCAUUUUGGAUCCAGACACAGCACAUCCCGAUCUCAUCGUGUCUGAGGAUCGGAAAAGCCUGACACUUGGAGACAAAUAUCAAGAUCUGCCCCAGAAUACUGAGAGAUUCAACUUCUGGCCUUGCGUGCUAGGAUGUGAGGGAUUCACAGCAGGCAGACAUUCCUGGGAAGUCGCUGUGGGAGGUGAGGGAGAGUGGGCUGUGGGGGUUGCCAGCAAGUCUGUGAAGAGAAAAGGAUGUUUCAGAUUAGGUCCUGAGGAAGGGAUCUGGGCUGUAGGGGAAUUGGAAGGUCAAUACAGUGCUGUCAUCCCCCCUGUAUACCCUCGUCUGUCCCUGUGUGGGGCGUUGAAGAGGAUCCGAGUGUCUCUGAAUUGUGCUGGGCCACGACUGACAUUUUCCGAUGCUGAUACAGCAGUCCCACUCUACACUUUCUCAGGAGCCCCCUUCACCAGGGGGACCGUCUGCCCCUUCUUUUAUGUAAGUGGAGAGAGUUUCCUCACACUCUUCCUCUGAGGCAGCCACAUGAUCUUUCUCCCAGACCCAGCUAGUUCGUUCCCCAGACAAGGGCAAUUAAGAAGAUAUAAAGCUUUUUAGACCAGGAGUCCCUUUUCUGGCUUCCUCUCACUUCAACCAAAGCCAAAAAAAUAAGUCUGCAAUGGCAUUUCUAGGCAAGCAACCAGUGUUCCCUCUAACAGAGAUUCCCAGAUGUUGACUACAACUCCCAGAAUCCCCAAGCAAAACAACAACAUCUGGGAAUCCCUGUUAGAGGAAACACUGCAGGCAGCCUUCGCUGCUGGAUAAUGUUCAUUUCGCUUCCUCGGCGCCCCUCACCAGUCCGAAAUUUUUGCAGUGGUGUUAUUUUUAUUAGUGAUGCAUCACGGACCGGUACCCAACACCUUGUGGACCGGCACCGCCCAUUCCUGAAAUAAUGUUGCUGCUCAUGUAAAAUAAUUGCUUUAAUUAUUAUUUUUCCACACGGGUUUUUGUACAAGGGUACAACCCACAAUGGUGCAAGGGUGCAAUUCGUUUCUCAUCUGCUUUCAGCUUUUGAUUUCGAUUGCAUUUCCUCAUGUUUUUUAGAAGACUUUUUUUUGGUAUGCAUUCACGUUGAGGAUUUGCUGGCUCAUUCAGCAGAUCGAGGAUCUGUUGAUAUGUAAUUCUUUUAUUUUUUUCUUUCCUUAAAAAAAAUAAUAUUUCCA